AUGAAGGUUUCGGGCGCAAUUUCAGGAGCACUGCUUCUUGCAUGGGCCAAUGCUGAGGUAUUUACCGCACCGCUCCACCGCAACAAGGAGGGCGUCAACAUGCUCAAAGGUGAGAAGUAUAUGGAGCACUUGCAGUCUUUGGCUGAUAAGUACUCUGGGUCUGUGCGUCGCACAAUGAGCAAUGUAGGCCAGCAUGUGUUUGGAAUGGACUCGUCUUCUGACGUUGACAUUGACUCACCUGCCGACUUGCCCUUGACGAAUUACGCCAACGCUCAGUAUUUUGCUGAGAUCUCCCUGGGCACACCUCCCCAGAAGUUCAAGGUCGUUUUGGAUACUGGUAGCUCCAAUCUGUGGGUUCCCAGUACCGAGUGCUCGUCAAUUGCUUGCUUUUUGCACUCCAAGUACGAUUCUAGUGCUUCUUCUUCUUACAAAAAGAACGGCACGGCGUUCUCAAUUCAGUACGGCUCCGGUGCUGUUGAGGGUUUCAUUUCUCAAGACACCUUGCAGCUCGGCAGUCUGACCAUUCCCGAGCAGGAUUUCGGUGAAACCACUAGUGAACCCGGUCUAACUUUUGCCUUUGGCAAGUUCGACGGCAUCCUGGGUCUGGCUUACCCUUCGAUUGCUGUCAACAAGGUUGUUCCGCCCAUCUACAAGGCAAUUGACGACGGCUUGCUCGAUGAGCCCAAGUUUGCUUUCUACCUGGGUUCUGAUGGCGAAGCCAGCGGUGGCACUGCUACUUUCGGUGGUGUCGCCGAUGGCCUGUACGAGGGUGACAUCACUUAUCUGCCCGUCCGUAGAAAGGCCUACUGGGAAGUCAAGUUCGACGCUUUGGCUCUCGGCGACGAGAAGGCCGAUCUCGAGAAUUACGGUGCUGCUAUUGACACCGGUACUUCUCUCCUUGCUUUCCCUACCCAGCUCGCAGAUAUGCUCAAUGCUCAGAUCGGCGCCGAGAAGUCCUGGAGUGGCCAGUACACCAUUGAUUGCGCUGCUCGCGACACUCUGCCCAAUCUGACUUUCACUUUCGACGGGUACGACUUCGAGCUUACUCCCCAAGACUACAUCUUGGAUCUUGGUGGAUCUUGCAUCUCAACAUUUGCCGGCAUUGAUAUUCCCGAGCCAAUUGGCCCGCUUGCCAUCAUUGGCGACGCCUUCCUGCGUAAAUACUACUCGGUCUACGAUAUUGGUAAUGACGCAGUUGGUCUUGCGCGUGCUGUGCACCAAUAA
Molecule: messenger RNA, 1224 nt
Organism: Wickerhamiella sorbophila
Lineage: Eukaryota; Fungi; Ascomycota; Dipodascomycetes; Dipodascales; Trichomonascaceae
Product: Saccharopepsin
Exons: 1
Coding region: 1-1224 (407 amino acids)
Biological process (GO): proteolysis
Cellular component (GO): fungal-type vacuole
Molecular function (GO): aspartic-type endopeptidase activity
Source: RefSeq, a predicted model, not a curated record